AUGGUAGACAAGAUCGGGCGCCCACGCAAGGCUGUAGGCAGCAACGACCCUUCCGAAACGGGCAAGGGCACGACGAGAGGCCGCCCACAACACCAAGCAUCAUCACAUUCAGAAGCAUACUACAGCGCCCACGACGGGUUCGAAGAUGCGCCCAUGCAAUCCGCAGGAUUAAGCGCUCCACAACUGCGCGACUUUGAAGAAGCGCAAGCCGAGCCAGAGCCACGAGCUCGCCCGGCCAAUAUCCGCACCGGCACCGUCGCUGAGUCGCAAAUCGGUGCCGACGAAGAGGAAACCCCCUAUCAGCCCGCAUCCGCUUUCUCGUCUUCUUCCUCAAGCUGGGAAGACCUUCCUUCCUCUGCGACGGCAUCCCUUCCGACCGCCACACCCUUCCCCGGCACUUGGCCCGCCGCCAUCCACGACACCAGCGCCGCGCUAUCAGAGGUCUCCACUGCGACCCUCUCUUUCGCCAGCGCCAUCGCAUCCUCAGGCUUAGGUCGCGCAUCAUGGAGUAUCGGCGCAGCAACUCUUUCUUCCACCAACCGCGCGGCCCUAACUUUCACCGCCUGGGGCAUGGAGAAGACAGGAGUCAUGCCGAAUGAGCUUCCCGCACCAAUGAGAAAGUGGAUCCAAGGGAAGGAAGACAGAGACCGAAGGAGGAGACACGCUGAGCAGAGAAGGAGGGACAGGAGGAGAAGGGAGCGGGAUGGAGUGGUGAUUACCGGAGGAGUGGAUGAAGAAGGCGGAUAUGUGCUGGCUACCCAUGAGAUGGAUGGCACGCUGAACUUCGAGGGUAGGGGGCCUCUGGAUAUACGGGAAGAAGCAGGUGAACAGGAGAAAGUGCAAGACCAUGAGACAGGGCGGGAGGAGAUCGAAGAGGAACAGGAAGACGAGGGGGGUGGCCUGGUGGGGGUCUUUGAGUUUGAUGACGAUGAAGAUAUAUAA
Messenger RNA from Alternaria ventricosa, 942 nucleotides. RefSeq lists its product as uncharacterized. The record is from RefSeq and is a predicted model, not a curated record. Bases 1 to 942 code for a protein of 313 amino acids. NCBI's taxonomy places the organism in Eukaryota, Fungi, Ascomycota, Dothideomycetes, Pleosporales, Pleosporaceae. The transcript has a single exon.